GUGUGAUUGGAUAUAUUGACGGCUGUAAAGUCCCAAGGAUUACCGGACCACAGUCUGGUGUCUGCUUGCGUGAACAGGCUGCUAGCAAGUUCACUUUUAGAUUAAGGCACCAGAUGCGAACAGAGAUGGAAAGGUCGUCCUGUCGCAUUACACACGGCAUUGUAAGUGGAUAUACAAUGUGAUUACCGGUGUCAGUGAAUGUCAAGCAAGGCAACUGCAGUUGAAAGUGGUUGCCCUGGACGCAAGGAUGACGUCGAAGACACAACACGGCACAGGACAGUAUGUCGGCGAAAAUUAAAGAGACCGCUCAGCAGGAGCUGGACCGCGUCCGUCACGUAGCCGAGGAGGGAGCCAAGUCAGGCGCCUACCUCUACCCACUCAAGGGAAUGUACUUCUUCGCAACUCACAAGGACCUCUACCGACCUCUACUCUCCCGACUGGCGCCAACACUGACUCUCGGCCUCGGCGUAACAUCCUUCAUGUUCCUGUUCACUUACCUCCCCCAAGUCGCCGUCCUGGUCUUCACCUCCGGCCCGCUGGCCGCCCUCAGCACCAUCCUAUUAGUCCUAAGCGAAAGCAGCACCCUCACCAUGGUCUUGUCGAAAGCUCUACUCAUCGAGGAUGCCCUCGUUGACACGUUUGACGGCACGCUCGUAGCGAAGGGCCAGACCGCGUUGGUGGCGAAGGACCGUCAGAUCAAGUCCGGAGGCGCCAGUGAUGCCAUUGCAAGGCUUGGAAAGUUGAUGAGCAAGCCAUUCGCAAACUUCACACCGAGCGCAAUCGUCAAGUACUUCAUGUAUCUUCCCCUCAACUUUAUUCCUGUGAUCGGGACGGUGGCGUUCGUGGUGCUGCAAGGGAGGCGAUACGGUCCCGCCGCGCACGCCAGGUACUUUCAACUCAAGGGCAUGAGCACCACGCAGCGCGAGAAGUUCGUUGAGGAGAGGCAGGGCGCCUACACUAGCUUCGGCAUUGUGGCUACCUUACUCGAAAUCGUGCCUUUGGCUGGCAUCUUCUUCGCCUUCACCAACACGUGCGGUGCUGCCUUGUGGGCUGCUGACAUGGAGCACAAGGCAGGCACUGCGCCGGCGCUGAGGGAGCAAGCCAAGCAAGCGGAAUAAAUGUGGUGGCGUAUAUGAGAUUGCAGACUGCGUUUUCCAACGCUGGCUCAAUAAUUCGUCUGCAUAGCUGCGCCGAGUCUGUAAUGCUGUGCCUACUACGUACCGCACUGUAAGCACGGAUU
This is a messenger RNA of Baudoinia panamericana UAMH 10762, 1240 nucleotides long. RefSeq lists its product as uncharacterized. The record is from RefSeq and is a predicted model, not a curated record. Lineage: Eukaryota; Fungi; Ascomycota; Dothideomycetes; Mycosphaerellales; Teratosphaeriaceae. The transcript has 4 exons. Bases 282 to 1118 code for a protein of 278 amino acids. Gene Ontology annotation, cellular component: prospore membrane; lipid droplet; ascospore wall.